AGUGCGGAUGGUCUGCACCAACGAAUGUUUUGAAAGGCGCAUAGCGUAAGCGAAUGAGACUCUGACCAACAGACCCCCUGGAUCCAACACAAUCCAGAAUCCAGAGGAGGCCACCAGGUGUAGCGGCGAUUGAGAGGAGGAGAGACAAGGAGGCAGAGAUGCUGGAAAACCCUGCACCUGCAGCUCAGCCUGAUUCCACCACCAUCGUCAAACGCUAUCCUCCUCCCAAUCAAAGGAAUCGUUCUAUUAGCAGGCGCAAAUCAGACCGGCUUGAUCGAAGUAACAGUCUUUAUGCAAGUGAUACAGAGAAGAAUCAACAGUACGCCUCUCCAAGAAACCUUCCAAUUAUAGAUCAUGUGGAUUUAGGGAGCAGCAAUGUCCUGAAGGAGAACUCUCGUCCAGGCUUAAUAGCUUUAGAUGGGUGCUGUCACAGUGAGGCUUCCCAGCUUUUGAACAAUCGUUGGGCACUGGCAAUGCAUAAUUACAAUGACGUUUCCAUAGAUUUAUCCGGCAAGGCAAACCUAGGUCGAUGCAUGUGUGGGUAUUUCUAUCAAGAUGGUGGGUGUGGCUUGUGUGGUUAUGCAGGCUAAGCAGCGAGACAUGUGGAUGUGGCUACAGUCACUACAUGAGGGAGGGAGGGGAGAAUAAAUGAAUGUGGGUGUUGACAAAGAAAUUAAGCAUCAAAGAGGUCGCCCAUAACCAACCACCCGGAUCCAAACCCGACAUCCAUACCCGCAAAGGAGAUCAAGUUUAAUAAUAAAUAUGCUUAUAAGCUACUUAUUGUCAAAUGUCAAUUGCUUAUUAGUUACUUAUAAACAUUUUAACCGAAGACAUAAUUGUUUAAAAUUUUAAAGGCUUAUAAGUUAAUUUCUAUAAACUAAACCAAAUAUCCUCUUGGACAGUGGGGGGAUUUGCGUGAAGGGAGGUUGGGGGCGAGAAAAUUGUAUAUUUAUAAUGAGGGGCUAAAAUGGUAGUGGAUAAAGGAAUGAUAAAUUGGUUCAAUUAGUUUUUUUUUUGGAAGAUUUACAAUUUAGUCUAUGAAUAUUGCCAUUAUUAACAAGUCAGUUCCUGUAUUAUUUAUUAAUAUCUUGUUGCUUAAGUUACAAAUUUGUGGUUUC
This is a messenger RNA of Manihot esculenta (cassava), 1118 nucleotides long. RefSeq lists its product as uncharacterized. The coding region runs from base 159 to 590 and encodes 143 amino acids. NCBI's taxonomy places the organism in Eukaryota, Viridiplantae, Streptophyta, Magnoliopsida, Malpighiales, Euphorbiaceae. The transcript is spliced from 5 exons. The record is from RefSeq and is a predicted model, not a curated record.